Molecule: messenger RNA, 1137 nt
Organism: Pistacia vera
Lineage: Eukaryota; Viridiplantae; Streptophyta; Magnoliopsida; Sapindales; Anacardiaceae
Product: putative disease resistance protein RGA1
Exons: 2
Coding region: 1-1137 (378 amino acids)
Biological process (GO): defense response to fungus
Source: RefSeq, a predicted model, not a curated record
AUGGCACUUGGACUUCUUAAAACCAAUGAUAAAACUGAAGAGCUAGAAAAUAUUGCUGAUCAAUAUAUGCAAGUUUUAUGGUCAAUGGGUUUCUUAGUGGACUUCUUGGAUCAUGGUAUUUAUUGGACAUUUAAGGUGCAUGAUCUUAUGAAUGAGCUUGCAAUAUCAAUGACAGAAGGUGAGUCCGCAUUCAUAAAUUUUGGAAGCCAAAAAGUUGAUGGAAAAUUGCGGCAUUUUUCACACGGUGACACAGAGUUAUGUGGUGAAGAAUUUCUACAACUCAUUGUUGAUAACUCAAGGAGUGUUCGAAGCAUUGUCUUUCCAGCGGCAGAGAAAUACAGAGAUGCACCUAUUAUUGGAUCAUUUAUUACUUGGAAUGAUGCAUUGAAGAAGAUCCCUGAAUCUAUUUGCGAGAUUCAAAAAUUGCAAAUGUUAAGACUUCGGGGUUGUUCUGAGAUUAAGAAGUUGCCUAAUAACAUACGAAAGAUGAUCUGCCUUAGACACUUGGAAAUAACCACACAAGAGGAGGUUCUCCCAGAAAAUGGAAUUGGAUGUCUGAGUUCCCUUCAAUUUUUGCACGUAGUUGGCUGCAAAAGUCUACUAAGUUUGUGUGAAGGGAUGCAAGGUCUAAAAAGUCUUCGAAAGUUGUUUCUACACAGCAAUCAUGUGAUCUCGUCGUUACCAGAUACUAUCAAAUACCUGAAAAAAUUAGAGACGUUAGCGAUUGGGAAUUGCCCCAAGAUUAAUUUGAAGAUGGAAUUGCUAGGAGAAGAUCGUGAGCUGAGGCUGAGUCUUAAAAAAUUCAUAAUUGUUAAUUUAGAAUCAUUGGUGGAUAUGCCCCAACUUCUUCUUCAAGCAUCUGCUGACACUCUGAAGUACAUGCAGAUUGAAGGCUGUGAAAAGUUAGAAGCACUACCGGAGUGGUUGCAAAAUCUCACAUCACUUGAAAAACUUGAGAUUACAAGAUGUUACAAAUUAUCAUCUCUUCCAGAAGGGAUAGAACACCUUACUUCCCUCAAGGAAUUGAAGAUUACAGAGUGUCCUGCUCUGAUUGAAAGCUGCAGAAAUGAUGAGUUGAAGAUUGCUCAUGUUCCAGUGGUUCAUCUUAUUGAUCAUGAUACCGACUUCUAUGGUUAA